This is a messenger RNA of Meloidogyne enterolobii, 950 nucleotides long. Lineage: Eukaryota; Metazoa; Nematoda; Chromadorea; Rhabditida; Meloidogynidae. The record is from the annotation of a GenBank genome assembly.
UCCCCCUUUACAGCCCCAAACUUAACAAUUUUGCCGCUCUCUAUUUGAAUUAUCUUUUUUUUUUUAUUUUUAUAUUCAGUUACACUUCAGAACGUUAUUGGCAUUAUGAAUCGGCCAACCUAACAAUAAUUGGUCCAAAUUCUAAAGAAAUAUCAUUCGAUAAUUUAGAACAAAUUAGAAUUAGGAGACAGGCCGCAGCUGCAUGGCAAAUUACGUUGGUUAUGUCUCAAGUAUUCCAUCUUUACAUGUGCACAACUAGAAGAAUUUCCAUUUUUCAACAUGGCAUUACCAAUUUAGUCAGCAUUUUUGCAGUCAUUAUAGAAAUAUUAUUGCUCAAUUUAUUUGUAUACACGCCAGCAUUUCAAUAUUUAAUGGAUAUACAAUCCCCACCUUUAUUUGUAUGGCUGUUUGCACCAAUUGUUGGUCUCUACCUUCUAGUUUUUAAUGAAACGCGGAAAUAUUUUAUCAGGAAUCAUCCAAGAAAUAGAAUUGUUAAUUUACUCAAAUUUUAGAAAAAAAAACUAAUAAUUUUUGUUCAUUUUGAAUAAAAUUUUGCAUUUUUAUUUAAUUGUUUUGAAAUUACCAUAUUUAUCAUUUUACUGGACAGAAGCAGUAUGUCAGAAAUUAUAAAGAAAAUCGAAUUCAAAAAAAUCGCUGCAUUUUUGUUUUGGCGUUAUGUAUCAAAAAUCGAUAUUUUUUGUCAACAAAUUUGGGUGGGAGGCGAGACACAAUCCGACCAAAAGACAAUCCGGACAUUUUUUAGAGUAAACACACCGUCCAACUUUUACAGAUAAUCCGGUAAUCCGACUUGCAUAUGUCGAUACAUAUUAUGAUUUAUCCCUACGAAUAUUGAUUGGGUCUUGGCUAGGAAUUUACUCCUAGGCCUAAAAUUGUACUUUAAAUGCUGCUUGCUCAUUCUUAGCGAAAUGGUCAGUGACAUUUUCACGAUG